CGCCCCCUCCGCGGCAGCCCGCCAGCAGCGCCACAGAAGGAGCGGGGCUGGCUGGCUCCGCGCUCCCUCUCGCAAACACACACGCACGCACGCACACACACAUACACCCGCUCGCACCGCGCCGCUCCUCUCUGCUCUCCGAUGCAGGCAGGCGGGCAGGCAGAAGAUGGCUGACUCGCCGGGGCACCCGCGCCGCGGCCCGGCUGCGCCCCCCGCCCGCCCGCCGCCGCCGCGCUCCCCCCGGGCCCUCCGCGGCGCUGCCUGCCACCACUGAGAGCCACCCCCACCCCACUGCUCCCCUCGCCGGCCCCCCCAAGAACACCAGCAGCCAUUUCAUCUCCACCAACUAGGCGCAAAAAAUGGCAGAAAUGGAGAAAGAAGGGAGACCUCCCGAAAAUAAAAGGAGCAGGAAGCCGGCUCACCCGGUGAAACGGGAGAUCAAUGAGGAGAUGAAGAACUUUGCAGAAAAUACUAUGAAUGAGCUCCUUGGCUGGUAUGGUUAUGAUAAGGUUGAACUGAAAGAUGGAGAAGAUAUUGAAUUCAGGAACUACUCUACAGAUGGGGAAAGCCGACAGCACAUUUCUGUUCUCAAAGAAAAUUCUUUGCCAAAACCAAAAUUACCUGAGGACAGUGUUAUUUCACCAUACAAUAUAAACACAAGCUACCCAGGGCUUGCCACGGGAAAUGGACUUUCAGACUCACCAGCAGGGUCAAAGGAUCAUGGGAAUGUACCUAUUAUUGUCCCAUUAAUUCCACCACCUUUCAUAAAGCCACCAGCAGAAGAUGAUGUGUCAAAUGUACAAAUAAUGUGUGCCUGGUGCCAGAAAGUUGGAAUCAAGCGCUAUUCCCUGAGUAUGGGAAGUGAAGUGAAAUGCUUCUGCAGUGAGAAAUGCUUUGCAGCUUGCCGAAGAGCAUAUUUCAAGAGAAACAAGGCUAGAGAUGAAGAUGGACAUGCUGAAAAUUUUCCCCAGCAGCACUAUGCUAAGGAAACUCCAAGACUUGCCUUCAAGAAUAACUGCGAACUACUUUUCCUGCAGAAAUCCCGUGGCCGUGUGUCUGCGCCGAUUGAGGUAUGUGACUGGUGUAAGCACAUAAGACACACAAAAGAGUAUCUGGAUUUUGGGGACGGGGAAAGAAGGCUUCAGUUCUGCAGUGCAAAAUGUCUCAAUCAGUACAAAAUGGACAUUUUCUACAAAGAGACACAGGCCAAUCUUCCAGCUGGACUGUGCAGUACAUUACAUCCUCCAGUCGAAAAUAAAGCAGAAGGCACUGGGGUACAGCUGCUGACUCCAGAUUCUUGGAAUAUACCGCUAGCAGAUGCUCGGAGAAAAGCCCCAUCCCCAGUGUCUGCAGCUGGCCAAAUUCAAGGUCCUGGACCAUCAGCGUCUACCACUGCCUCUCCAUCUGACACUGCCAACUGCUCUGUCACUAAAAUCCCCACGCCAGUUCCCAAACCUAUUCCCAUCAGUGAGAAUCCAAAUAUUCCACCAGUUUCUGUCCAGCCACCUGCUAGCAUUGUGCCUCCAAUUGGUGUCCCACCUCGCAGUCCUCCCAUGGUAAUGACAAACCGUGGGCCAGUUCCUCUGCCCAUAUUCAUGGAACAGCAAAUUAUGCAGCAAAUCCGUCCACCAUUUAUUCGUGGGCCACCUCACCAUGCCUCAAAUCCUAACAGCCCUCUGUCAAAUCCAAUGAUUCCUGGAAUUGGUCCACCACCAGGUGGUCCCAGAAAUAUGGGUCCCACCUCCAGCCCCAUGCACAGGCCAAUGCUCUCCCCUCAUAUCCAUCCCCCCACAACACCCACCAUGCCUGGGAACCCGCCAGGCCUGUUACCACCCCCCCCUCCUGGAGCUCCUUUGCCCAGCCUUCCCUUUCCCCCUGUCAGCAUGAUGCCAAAUGGUCCUAUGCCUAUGCCGCAGAUGAUGAACUUUGGAUUGCCAUCCCUCGCCCCGCUGGUGCCACCCCCGACUCUGUUAGUGCCAUAUCCUGUCAUUGUCCCACUGCCUGUCCCCAUCCCAAUUCCCAUCCCCAUCCCUCACAUCAACGAUUCCAAGCCUCCCAACGGCUUCUCCAGCAACGGUGAGAACUUCAUUCCGAGCACCUCCAGCGAGACGCCUGGGGCGAAGCCAGCCAAUAACUCUUCAUCCCCUCGAGAGUCAAAGCAAGGAUCUUCUAAAUCCUCUGACUCGUCACCGAGCUGCUCAGGCCAGUCCUUAAAUCAAGCUCAAGUGCUUCAGGAGCACAGUAAAAAUGAAGUUGUUGACUUGACUGUCAGACCUAGUAGUCCAGUGAACAGUAAAUUUGGUUUCCCCAGUGUGCUACAGGGUCCGCAGGACGGUGUGAUAGACCUAACACUAGGCCACCGGUCUAGGCUGCACAAUGUCAUCCACAGGGCUUUACAUGCCCAAGUGAAAGUUGAACGUGAACCUAACAGUGUUGUAAAUUUGGCUUUUGGUAACUCAGACAAAAGGAACUGCAGUGACUGCAGGGACAAUUGCAGCCCAGUUGACUCAAAACCAUUGCCGUGCGGUGACGCAGCACACUGCUGUCCUGUCUCCUUGGCCUCCAGCACUUCAGGACUAGAAACUAGUGCAGCAGUUUGCAAUGUCAUUGUGAAUGGCACAAAGAGCACGGAGGGUUCCAAGAACCCGGAGCCGCCCUCGGAGCUGAAAAAGCCUCAGCCCUCGGAGGAGCUGGCAGUGAGCGAGCUGGAGUCCGUUAAGGAGAACAACUGCGCAUCGAACUGUCACCUCGAGGGAGAGGCUGGCAAGAAGACCGGGGAAGAGCCCCUUGUGGGAGGAGACAAACAAGACCCGAACCUUAACAAUCCAGCAGACGAGGACCAUGCAUAUGCUUUGCGGAUGCUACCCAAGACAGGUUGCGUGAUCCAGCCUGUGCCAAAACCAGCAGAAAAGACUGCUAUAGCGCCGUGCAUUAUCUCAACACCAAUACUCAGCACAGGGCCAGAGGAUCUGGAGCCACCAUUGAAAAGGAGGUGCCUCCGAAUUCGAAAUCAGAAUAAGUAAAGGAACACGCGCUGACAGGGUACCUUGCAUGGAGAACG
This is a messenger RNA of Dromaius novaehollandiae (emu), 3061 nucleotides long. RefSeq names its product sine oculis binding protein homolog (gene SOBP). The record is from RefSeq and is a predicted model, not a curated record. Gene Ontology annotation, biological process: animal organ development; inner ear morphogenesis. Lineage: Eukaryota; Metazoa; Chordata; Aves; Casuariiformes; Dromaiidae. Gene Ontology annotation, cellular component: nucleus. The transcript is spliced from 8 exons. Bases 360 to 3023 code for a protein of 887 amino acids.